AUGGGGGAUUUGAAUGGAAGGAUGGACUCGUUGACCAAGGAGAUUCGGCACCUUAGUAAAGAGCUACAGAACGGAAAUAGGGAAAUAAAGAGGUUGGAAGCAAAAGUUAGGGAGCAGAGAGAAGAGAUAGUGCAAAAAGAUGCUAAGCUUGAAGAGCUGGGCAUCUGUAUAUCGAGACUAAAAAGGCAGGUUAAUGAGAAAAGCAGAGAGGCUAGAAGCAAGGAAAGAGCCAUCCAAAGUGAGUGCAGGAGAAAAGAGCUGCUUAAUGGCAAAAUUCUUGGCAGUUCUAAAAGCCGCAGGGAUUACUAUAUCAGCCUGGAAAUGAAGAUGCUUAAUGAGCGAUUUGAGAUAAUGAGGAGAUUUAUCCUUGCGAUUUCCGAGAGAUUUGGACUCGACUUUGAGGUUUUCGAUGAACUUAUAAGAAUAUCCGAAGGUUUUGAUGAUCCGGUUAUAUCUGUACUUCUAGACAGCAUUUCUCCAAGCAAGCAAAUGCUUCAAGGCCAGGAGGAGCAGGAUGGCAUCCACUUGAAGUAA
Encephalitozoon cuniculi GB-M1 is the source of this 534-nucleotide messenger RNA. RefSeq lists its product as uncharacterized. The coding region runs from base 1 to 534 and encodes 177 amino acids. The record is from RefSeq and is marked provisional. Lineage: Eukaryota; Fungi; Microsporidia; Unikaryonidae. The transcript has a single exon.